Messenger RNA from Colletotrichum truncatum, 288 nucleotides. Lineage: Eukaryota; Fungi; Ascomycota; Sordariomycetes; Glomerellales; Glomerellaceae. The record is from RefSeq and is a predicted model, not a curated record.
AUGGUUCAGUUUUCUCACGGAAUCCGCGCACCAGCGCGCGUGAUGCCUCGACCGCGGCGCCUGCAGGACGAAGAGGCUUGGGAUGACAAGCGACCGACGGACAUUGUCAGACUCGGAGUGGUGGCCACCAACAACAACAACAACCGCCGGACGCUCGCCAUCGCGCGUCAUUGCCCGCUGCCCGCCCGCUUGCUCCUUCUCGCCCAGCCGGCCCCGUUCCAAGCCCCAAUUCCCAAUUUCCAAAAAAGCAACUCUCAUCUCAAUCCCGCAAGAAGAAUGAUGCAUUAG